This is a messenger RNA of Thlaspi arvense, 2101 nucleotides long. Lineage: Eukaryota; Viridiplantae; Streptophyta; Magnoliopsida; Brassicales; Brassicaceae. The record is from the annotation of a GenBank genome assembly.
UUUUAAACGAUAAAAAGAGAAGAGUAAUUGCAUUUAAGAACAAAAAUAGAAACCCUUUUAGCGUUUAUAUUCUCCCCGUUAAUUUCGUGGCCGAUAUCACAAUUUUCUUCCGGGGUCGAAUAUUUUACUUACACAGCGAACGAGAGAGAAAGAAGAGAAGAAAAGUUUCUCUCUUUGUGCUCUGUGAAACCAAAAUUGAAAAUCCCAUUUGUAAUCAUAAAUCUUCGUUUUCUCCCAUGAAUUAAACCUUUAUGUUUCUUCUCUCUUGAUUCUACCAUUUCACUGUUACGCAUUUUUUUUUCUCCCCAGAUUGAUUUCCUUUUUAAAGUUUUUGGUUUACGAGAGAAAAACGGAAUUUGAAGGGUCUAGCUUUCUUGGGAUCUAUCAGAUUGUCUUCAAUUAUAAUGCUUUCGGGUUUAAACAGAUUUUUUGUUAAUGUAAAAAAAACAACAUUAACAAAAAUCCAGUGAGGACGAAUUAAAAUCUGCUCUUCUUCAGUGUUACUAAAGGACUUGAUUUUGGUGCAAGUUUGAUUGAUCAAUACCAUUAUGGAUACGCAUCCUCUCUGAUCCAAUGGGGAAACGUUUCUGACAUUCAAUGGAUCCCCAAGCUUUUAUCCGCCUUUCAGUAGACUCUCUUGCCUUAAGAAUCCCCAAGUUCCUCUUAAACUCUUCUUCAAGAUCCGACGAGAAGAAGAACUUUGCUGCUCAAUGCUCCUGCGAGAUAAAACUCCGAGGCUUUCCCGUUCAGACAACAUCUGUCCCUUUGAUGCCUUCCCUAGACGCAGCUCCUGACCAUCACAGCAUUUCCACAAGCUUUUACCUCGAAGAAUCUGAUUUGAGAGCUCUCCUGACCCCUGGAUGCUUCUAUAAUCCAAAUGCUCACUUGGAAGUUUCGGUUUUCACGGGUAGAAAGAGUUCGCAUUGCGGAGUUGGUGCUAAAAGACAGCAGAUUGGGAUGUUUAAGCUGGAGGUAAGUCCUGAGUGGGGAGAAGGGAAACCGAUGAUUCUCUUCAAUGGCUGGAUCGGUAUUGGGAAGAACAAGCGAGAUGGUGGUGCAGAGCUUCAUCUGAGAGUGAAGCUGGAUCCUGAUCCUCGAUAUGUUUUCCAGUUCGAGGAUGUUACUACUUUGAGCCCUCAGAUAGUUCAGCUUCGUGGCUCGGUCAAGCAACCUAUCUUCAGCUGCAAAUUUAGCCGAGACAGGGUGUCACAGGUGGAUCCUUUGAACGGGUACUGGUCAAGUUCAGGGGAUGGAACAGAGCUUGAGAGUGAGAGACGCGAGAGAAAAGGCUGGAAAGUGAAGAUACAUGACCUCUCUGGCUCAGCGGUUGCUGCAGCUUUUAUAACAACUCCUUUUGUGCCAUCCACUGGCUGUGACUGGGUGGCCAAGUCUAACCCUGGUGCUUGGCUCGUGGUCAGGCCCGACCCGUGCCGACCAAACAGCUGGCAGCCAUGGGGAAAGCUCGAAGCUUGGCGGGAACGCGGGAUCAGGGACUCUGUCUGUUGCAGGUUCCAUCUCCUGUCGAACGGGCAAGAGGUUGGAGAUGUUUUGAUGUCAGAGAUCCUCAUCAGCGCAGAGAAAGGCGGGGAGUUUCUGAUCGACACGGAUAAGCAGAUGCUGACGGUCGCAGCUACGCCGAUCCCAAGCCCGCAGAGCAGCGGAGACUUCUCCGGUUUGGGACAGUGUGUCUCCGGAGGAGGGUUUGUGAUGAGCUCGAGGGUGCAAGGGGAAGGGAAAAGCAGCAAGCCCGUGGUGCAGUUGGCUAUGAGGCAUGUAACUUGUGUGGAAGAUGCAGCCAUUUUCAUGGCGCUUGCUGCAGCUGUUGAUCUUAGCAUUCUUGCUUGUAAACCUUUCAGGAGGAUGAGCCGGAGAAGGUUCCGGCAUUACUCCUGGUGAUAGAAACGGAACUGAUCAUUUUCUUUGUGGUUUUUUUUUUUUUUUGUUCUGUGUAUAGUUUAUGAAUUGGAUACCCCAAGUCAUUGGUAUUAGGAAGAAAAACUGGCUUAAGUUUAAGAAAUUUAACCCAUCUCUGCUUUUAGACUAUCUAUAAUUCAUCACCUGCUCCAUCCUUGUCUGCCAUUAACAUGUCGUGCAUCAGCUU